Cygnus olor (mute swan) is the source of this 1312-nucleotide messenger RNA. Its product is annotated as small nuclear ribonucleoprotein E-like. Gene Ontology annotation, cellular component: U4/U6 x U5 tri-snRNP complex; precatalytic spliceosome; U5 snRNP. The transcript is spliced from 5 exons. Gene Ontology annotation, molecular function: RNA binding. Gene Ontology annotation, biological process: mRNA splicing, via spliceosome; spliceosomal snRNP assembly. NCBI's taxonomy places the organism in Eukaryota, Metazoa, Chordata, Aves, Anseriformes, Anatidae. The record is from RefSeq and is a predicted model, not a curated record. The coding region runs from base 72 to 350 and encodes 92 amino acids.
UCUCGCCCGGCCUCAGCGGCUUCUGGCGGCGGCAGAGCAGGGGCGGCGGGAGCAGCGAGGCAGCGGCAGCCAUGGCGUACCGCGGGCAGGGCCAGAAGGUGCAGAAGGUGAUGGUGCAGCCCAUCAACCUCAUCUUCCGCUACCUGCAGAAAAGGUCGAGGAUCCAGGUGUGGCUUUACGAGCAAGUGAACAUGCGGGUAGAAGGCUGCAUCAUCGGCUUUGACGAGUACAUGAAUUUGGUGCUGGACGACGCAGAGGAGAUUCACUCUAAGACAAAAUCAAGGAUACAGCUGGGUCGGAUCAUGUUAAAAGGGGACAACAUCACUCUUCUACAGAGCGUUUCUAACUAGAAUUUGCCAUCCUUAGAACAAAGGUGGCUGCCGUGCUGCGGAGUGACUGAGUGCCAGGGGAACGCGGCCUGCUGGUAGGUAGGAAGUUAUUUGUAACUGGGGUUGCAUGCUGCGGUAAAAAGUCCUUCCUUUGUGGGAGCAAGAUUUUUGUAGCUUGAAACAAUACGUGAUGUAUUUCACAUUAUUCACAAUAAUUCAUGAUUUUUCACAUUAACUGUAAAUGUAAAACACAAAUCUGCUUGUUUUCAGUCUCUUCCUUCUGUGAAUGGAGAAGGAGGAGAAAUAUAGAAGCGUGGGCUUUUCUUUUUUGCUGUGGAUCUGAUGAAUUUCGAUAACGAUAUGUGCUUUCUUGAACAUUACAUCUGCAUUAUGUGGCCAGGGUGGACUCGUUCAGGGCACGGAAGCCCCACACAGUCCUUGAGCUAGCAGGGUGCUAAGGAGGGUGUUGGAGAUUUUGCAUACAAUUGCAGCCCUUUGUUGCUGCAGUGACAGGUUCCUCAGAUUCUUUCUAAACAGGGUUUAACUUCUUGAGAAUCUUUUUGGGAGUGUUUAUUGUGGAUCAAUCAGUAAAAGUAUCUUAGUGGGCCCGUGAGGGAUUUGGGGCUGUGGUGCAGUAACCCAGCGUUUACAAGUGUUACUGAUACGCAUGCUUGUCAAGUACCAUCUCCAGAUCAGAGAGUGAGAGCGGGCAACUGGUUUGGAUUAAAUCUGUCACUUCUUGCUGCUUUGGACAGAGCCUGUAGAUUAAACCCUUGUGCUGUUCAAUAAGCUGGGGUAUCAGAUGUAUCGGUUGGGUUUUUAUCAUUUGAUUUCUUUUUUUUAUCCGUUUGGAGAUCUGUCUGUUCUAUUUAAGUUUCCCCAAGAGAGCUGAGUUGCUUGGUGCAUCGACCAAAGAUAAGUUCCCUGGCUGACUUGGGACAACCAGUCCCCUCGUUUUUCUGAUCACAAAAAAAAAAAACAAA